AUGGUCACCGGACCCGGCGGAGCCACCUCCAAGAAGCGCCAACGCGCCGCCGCACUCGCCGCCAACUCUUCCACCACCACCUCCGCCAGCCGCCCCUGCGCCGCCAUCAUCAUCGACUCUCCCACCUCCCACGCCGACCUCAAUAAACCUAACCCGCUCCCCCACAAACCCCACGAUCCUUCCCUCCCUUCCUUCAACGACGUCGCUUCCGCUGACGUCAUCCUCCGCCUCUCCGUCGACCCCACCGCUGCAGAUCACUCCCCCGACGACGUCGUUCUCUACCUCCACUCCGCCUGCCUCCGCCGCUGCAAAUACUUCGCCGCGCUCCUGUCCGAUCGAUGGCAGCAGCACCAAGACGACGCCGUAUCCGCCGCCGCGCCGUAUCGCAUCAACCUGGAAGUCCCGCCAGCCCCCGGCUCCAUUGAAGCCCGCAUUGCCGUGCUGCAGCUUCUCUACAGCGAUGACUUCGCCUCCGCUAUAAACACCGUGACGGCGGCGAUCGAGCUCCUCCCGGUGGCGCUGGAGCUUCUCUUCGAGGAAUGCGUCCUGCGCUGCGUCCGGUUCCUCGAGGCGGUGCCGUGGACGGAGGAGGAAGAGAGCCGCGUCCUCGCCUUGGUCCCUCUCCUGAGCGAAGACGAAUCCAAAGACCUCCUGGCUAGGGUUUCGGGGACGAACAAUUCCAGCGAGGAAAUGCUGUACGGAUUGAUCACCUCCGUGAUUCACAAUCCGAACAUGGCGUACGUCAAGGCGUUUGUGGCCAAGCUGCUCCGGGAAUUCUCCUCCCGGGACUCGGCGGAGCGAGUGCUUGAGAGGGCGUUUCAGAGCACCUUCCAUGUGGUGAAGGAGUCAAUGGAGGACUACAGCAGCCCCGGCGUGCGAGGAGACCAUAAUGAGACCGAGGCUAUCCAGAGGCUCAAUCUGCAUACGGCUAUGACCAAUGGGAGGCACCUGCUGUGGCUGGUGGAGAGGAUGAUUGAGCUCAGGGUUGCAGAUGCCGCGGUUAAGGAGUGGAGCGAGCAGCCGGCUUUUGCUGCGGAUUUACAGAGGGCGUUUCGGGACGACGCGUGGAGGAAUAUCGUGCCUGGCCUGCCUGGUGUCUUGCUCCGCUGCACUGCCAAGCUCUCGAGUGCAAUUGCUUCCGGUACUAUUUUGGUUGCCGCACAGGUUCGAAAGAAGCUUGUAAAUGAUUGGCUUCCAGUUCUGAUCGUGUGCAAAGACAAUAUAUCACCUCUGACGCCAAAUAACAGACCCUUAUACCUGGACCUGGAAGAGACAUUCCUGAAAAUCAUCUCUACCCUGCCUAUGUUAGAUGCACAAGAGUUGUUGCAGCAGUGCCUUGUCUUCUCGACCCGAACUUUUGAUGAUUGCCCUCAUUUGGUCAUGGCCUUCAACACUUGGUUCCGCCGUGCUGCUCGACCCCCUCAAGGAAACUAGUCUGUGUUAGCCUCUUGUUAAUAUGAACUAGUGCUUCUUUGCACUCUUGUUCUUGUGGAUAUCAUUAUGGCUAGAUAUUUCUGGCAUUGUGAAUAUUACCCUAUUGUCGUAGACUGCCAAACUUAGCACCAAGUAUAUAAACCUCAAACGUUGUUGACCGCUGUGGCACAAAGGGAGUCUUGCUUCAUUUGAUGCUACAUGGUAGCUUUUGAAGUGGUCAGAUUCUAAUAUAUAUGAUCUCUUAGG
Messenger RNA from Fragaria vesca subsp. vesca, 1680 nucleotides. RefSeq names its product BTB/POZ domain-containing protein At1g63850-like. The transcript is spliced from 2 exons. NCBI's taxonomy places the organism in Eukaryota, Viridiplantae, Streptophyta, Magnoliopsida, Rosales, Rosaceae. The record is from RefSeq and is a predicted model, not a curated record. The coding region runs from base 1 to 1434 and encodes 477 amino acids.